AUGGAUAAUAUUAAAUGGUUGGAAGAUCAUUAUUGUUGUUAUGUCAUUGAUACUAGUACACCUGAUGCAUUAGAAAAAAGUUUUAAUGCUUGGUUAAAAAGCUCUCCAUCACAAGAAUAUAAUAUAUGUUAUCAAUUUCAAUCUACAAUACCAGAUACAUAUUGUGAUACAUCAAAAGAAUAUUCUAAUUAUUAUCUUAACAAUAUUAAUUAUUUUAAUUAUCCAAUUACAAAUGAUUGUGGUAUUUUAAAUAAUAAUACAACAACAGAAAUAUCAUCAAAUAUACCAAGAAUAGAAAAUGAAAAAAAACAACCACGUAAACGUAAUAGUCAUCGAAGAACUUCAGGAACAAAUUUAUAUGGAAGACCAUAUUGUCCUGGAAGACCACUUUCAAUGUCAGAAAGAUGUCGAAUUAUUGAGUUACAUCGUCAAGGAAUGAAAGUAAAUGCAAUUUCAAAAGCUUUAUGUGUUAGCCAUGGUUGUGUUUCUAAGAUAAUUAGCAGGUUUCGUGAAACAGGUUUAUUAUCACCUUUUUCAAAUUCUGAAAAUAGAAGAAAUAGGAAAGGAAUAAAAAGUAAUAACAAUAAUUUAAACAACAACAACAAUAACAACAAUAAUAAUAAUAAUAAUAAUAAUAUAGGUAUUGUAAAUAAAAACGUAAACAGCAGUCCACAAAGUACAUGUGAUACAUUUGUUAUUUCUUCUAACAUCACUACAGAUGUACAAGUUUCUGGAACAAACUAA
Molecule: messenger RNA, 744 nt
Organism: Strongyloides ratti
Lineage: Eukaryota; Metazoa; Nematoda; Chromadorea; Rhabditida; Strongyloididae
Product: Paired domain and Homeodomain-like and Winged helix-turn-helix DNA-binding domain-containing protein
Exons: 3
Coding region: 1-744 (247 amino acids)
Biological process (GO): regulation of transcription by RNA polymerase II; anatomical structure development
Molecular function (GO): RNA polymerase II cis-regulatory region sequence-specific DNA binding; DNA-binding transcription factor activity, RNA polymerase II-specific
Source: RefSeq, a predicted model, not a curated record